CCUUGGGGAAUCAAAACUAAAGAGGGGUCAACCAAUGAUCAGGCCAUACCUGAUCAGGCAAAUCCUCUUCCAAGGACAAGAGAACUAAAACACGUACACCCAAACAGUCCGUCCCCUUAAACCCUCGAGUUCGUUGCUCUCCGAAAUGUUGAUAGUUAAAACCUAACAUAUUGCCUGCCUCUCUCUCUUUCUCUCUCUCAGUACGGUGAAGCAACCGGCAAUGGCUUCCGUUGUGUCAACCAUUAAGCAAAAGAAGAAGAAAGCUAAGCACAGCGUCUCUCUGUCAGACCUGAAAACCCUAGGCCACCAGCUUCUCUCCUCCCGGGCCCAUAUCAACAAUCUCCCUCUCCUUCUAUCCUACGUCUCCCCCACCUCCCCUCCUCCCUACGCCCUCGAAUCCCUCCUCUCCCUCCAAUCAUUCUUCACCCCUCUCCUUCCUUCCCUCCCCCCUCUUCUUUCUUCUUCCAAGCCCUCCGCACCCGAUCUCCAGGACGAUCCUGACUUCAUCUACCGCACCUGGCUCCGCUCCAAGUUCGACCAUUUCGUCCGUUCUCUAAUUGAUCUCGCUGUCUCGCCGGACUCCGAUGAAACUCUUAAAGAGGUUGUGUUGGAUACGAUAAUGGAGUUUGUGAAGGUGGGAAACUGUGGGAGGUUUCAUUCAGCUAUAUACCACAAGUUAUUGCAUGCUAUUGUCUAUUCUUCAAUUUCUAUUUAUUUCUUGAUAGACUUGCUGGUGUCGAACUACUUCAAGUAUAUCGAUGUACGUUAUUUUACGUACAUUAGCCUGGGAAAAAUUUCUAGAACUCUGGAGGCAAAAGAAAUCUCUGAUGUGAAUGAAGAUAGUAUUGAUGAGAGUCAUUCAAGAUCAAGCAUGGAGGUUUUCCUUCAGAACAUACAUUAUAUUAUCUCACGUGUGCCUCAUAUGGAAGGCUUAGAUGAAAAAUCUGAUUACGAGAUGUGGAGCAGAUCAGGAAACGAUGGUAAGGAGCUAUCUGGGAAUUCAAAAGCAGAAGAUAAAAAGCUCCUGACUGAGAAGUCUAACAAUGAUGUGUUGGCUGCAGCCAAAAUUGCAAAAAGGAUGAAACUAAAAUUUACAAAAGCCUGGAUUUCCUUUCUUAGGUUACCGCUUCCACUUGAUGUGUACAAAGAUGUUCUUGUUAGUCUUCAUCAGGUUGUCAUUCCUUAUUUGUCUAAUCCUAUCAUGUUAUGUGAUUUUUUGACGAGAUCAUAUGACAUUGGUGGUGUUGUCAGUGUCAUGGCUCUUAGUGGCCUCUUCAUCCUCAUGACACAAUAUGGAUUGGAGUACCCUAACUUUUACGAAAAGCUUUAUGCUUUAUUGGUCCCUUCUAUCUUUAUGGCCAAGCAUCGGGCAAAGUUUUUUCAGCUUCUCGAUUCUUGCCUAAAAUCUCCACUUCUCCCAGCAUAUUUGGCAGCUGCUUUUGCUAAGAAACUGAGUCGGCUGUCUCUUUCAGUUCCUCCUUCAGGAGCGUUGGUUAUUAUAGCUCUGGUUCACAAUCUUUUACGGAGACAUCCUUCAAUCAACUGUUUGGUGCACUGGGAGGAUGGUGAUGAAACUGCAAAAGAUAAUGCAGAAGGUGACUCUGGAACUGGAUCAGAUAUUUCCAGUAGGAAGCCAGGCAUGGAUUGCUUUAACAGCGAGGAAAGUAAUCCUAUAAAGUCCAAUGCCAUGAGAAGUUCACUUUGGGAGAUUGAUACCCUCCGUCACCACUACUGCCCUCCAGUUUCAAGGUUUGUUUUGUCACUUGAAAAUGAUUUGACAGUCAGAGCUAAAACAACUGAAAUGACGGUAAAAGAUUUCAGCUCGGGCUCAUAUGCAACAAUUUUUGGGGAUGAGAUGAGGCGAAGGGUAAAACAGGUUCCACUAGCAUUCCACAAAGUUACUCCUACAUCUUUAUUCACAGAGUCUGAUUUUUCUGGUUGGACUUUUAAUCGUGAAGAUGGCAAGGAAAAGAAUGAUGGCAGUGAUGAGCAUGAGAUUACCAAUGAACAUGGUCGUUCUGCAAAACGACAAGUAGAGAGUUCCUGAACCAAGUGCAGUCUCUCUUGCUGGGCAUGUGUACCAAAGUUCAUUUUGUUUGAGUUACCAUUUUCCUCUUUGGGAUAGGCUUGUCUUUCUCUGCAUGGGGUUGGGAAUUUGGUUAAAGUCUAAUUUUUUUAGCUGUAUACAGCAGCCAGUUUUGACCUGCCAUUUUGCCAAUAUCUGUUCCAUAUCUGUGUAAUCAGCAAUUUCCUUGAGAUGAAGUGUGAUUACAGCCAAAUUGAUGAUAAAAAACUUACUUGUA
This is a messenger RNA of Juglans microcarpa x Juglans regia, 2303 nucleotides long. RefSeq names its product protein NUCLEOLAR COMPLEX ASSOCIATED 4. Lineage: Eukaryota; Viridiplantae; Streptophyta; Magnoliopsida; Fagales; Juglandaceae. Gene Ontology annotation, biological process: ribosome biogenesis. The record is from RefSeq and is a predicted model, not a curated record. Gene Ontology annotation, cellular component: Noc4p-Nop14p complex; nucleolus; small-subunit processome.